AUGGCUGCAGUUGAUCAUUCUACCACUGGAGAAAUAGUUCCACAAAAUAUAAAAAUCAUUAAAAAAGUAUUAAAUGGUUAUGUUGGGUUUGCCAAUUUACCAAAGCAAUGGCACAGAAAAUCUAUUAGAAGAGGAUUCAGUUUAAACAUUAUGGCCAUUGGUGAAAGUGGAUUGGGUAAAGCCACUUUAAUUAAUACUUUAUUUAACCGUGAUAUUAUAAUCCUGCAACAUGAUUCAGAUGAAUUUGAUGAAGGUGAAGAAGAAGAUGUUUCGGUCAAGAUUAAAUCGACCCAAGCAGAAAUUGAAGAAGAUGGUGUCAAAUUGAAAGUAAGUGUUAUUACUGCUCCUGGGUUUGGUGAAUCAAUCAAUAAUGUUGAGGCUUGGAAACCAAUUGUUGAUGAGAUCAAUAGUAGAUUUGAUUCUUAUUUAGAAGCUGAAUCAAGAAUUAACAGAACUGCUGUUGUUGACAAUAGAGUUCAUGCUUUUCUUUAUUUUAUUGAACCAACUGGUCAUUCAUUAAGAGCAUUGGAUAUUGCCUUGAUGAAACAAGUUCAUGAAAAAGUUAAUUUGAUUCCCGUUAUUGCUAAAUCUGAUACUUUGACUGAUGAAGAAAUUUUAGAAUUCAAACAUAGGAUAUUAGCUGAUAUUAGUCAUCAAGGAAUCAAAAUUUUUAAACCCACUGAUUUUGAAUAUGAUGAAGAAGAAUCUGCCAAUACUAGACUGAUUAUAGACAGUUUCCCAUUUGCCGUUGUUGGCUCAACCAAAGAAGUUCAAACUCCUGAUGGCCGUUUAGUUAGAGGAAGAAAAUAUCCAUGGGGGGUUAUUGAAGUUGAUAAUGAAAAUCAUAAUGAUUUUGUUAAAUUACGCCAAUUAUUGGUUAGAAACUUUUUAGAAGAAUUAAAAGAACAUACUGCUAAUGUUUUAUAUGAAAAUUAUAGAACUGAAAAGUUGAAAAGAAUGGGUAUUGAACAAGAUAAUACUGUUUUCAGAGAAUUUGAUCCUGCUGCUAAACAAGAAGAAGAAAGAGCUUUACACGAAGCUAAAUUAGCCAAGAUGGAAGCAGAAAUGAAACUGGUUUUCCAACAAAAAGUGAGUGAAAAGGAAAAGAAAUUACAAAGAUCUGAAGCUGAUUUAUUUGCUAGACAUAAAGAAAUGAAAGAUAAAUUGACUAAACAGAUUAAAUUAUUAGAAGAGAAAAAAGCUCAAUUAGAAAAACAAAAAUUGUUACCACAAGACCCACCAGUACAACCAGCUCCACAAAAGAGUCGUAAAGGAUUUUUACGUUAG
Molecule: messenger RNA, 1287 nt
Organism: Candida dubliniensis CD36
Lineage: Eukaryota; Fungi; Ascomycota; Pichiomycetes; Serinales; Debaryomycetaceae
Gene: CDC3
Product: septin
Exons: 2
Coding region: 1-1287 (428 amino acids)
Biological process (GO): cytoskeleton-dependent cytokinesis
Cellular component (GO): septin complex; cytosol; septin ring
Molecular function (GO): molecular adaptor activity; GTP binding; GTPase activity
Source: RefSeq, a predicted model, not a curated record